CAAAGUAAUUUCACCUUUCACGUGACAGAGCAAAACACCGAACGCGAACUGCGAAUUGCGAAUAAUUGAAGAACUGAUAAAAUUGUUUCACAAACUAUCGAGUGUUUUCGUAUUAUGUAAUUUCAUAAAUUCGUGCAACUCUCAGUCUACAAUAUUCUCGUCUUCGUCGUCGUCAUCAUUAUCAAAUCGCACAAUGAAUUUCGAACCUUUACAAAACACCCGUAUAUUGGACGCAGCCAAAGGUAAAGAAGUAGAUAAAAUCCCAGUCUGGAUAAUGCGACAAGCUGGCCGAUAUUUGCCGGAAUUCAGAGAACUACGCUCGAAGUACGAUUUUUUCACCAUGUGCCAAACUCCAGAGCUAGCCACCAAGGUAACCCUAAUGCCAAUCGAACGAUUCGAUCUAGACGCAGCUAUAAUCUUCUCCGAUAUCUUGGUCAUCCCUCAAGCUCUCGGAAUGGAAGUAGAGUUAGUCCCAGGACGAGGAAUGGUGUUCCCUAAUCCUCUAGUUACACCUCAAGAUAUAUCAACGCUCAAGUAUCCUUGUAACGUUUACGAUAAAUUGAAAUACGUAUUCGAUGCUAUUACAAUGACUCGAUACAGCCUGAAAGGCAAAGUCCCCUUGUUAGGGUUUUCCGGUGCUCCUUGGACGUUGAUGUGUUUCAUGGUCGAAGGCGAAUCUAGCUCGACUAAAUCCAAAGCUAAAGCUUGGCUUUAUAAAUACCCCGAAGAGUCUAAAAAGCUUCUAGAUCUAUUGGCCGAUGUAACAGUCGAUUACAUCGUUGGUCAGAUCGAAGCCGGAGCUCAAAUGAUCCAGUUAUUCGAGACGUUAGCCGAGUACUUGAAUAAACCGAUGUUCGAUUUGUACUGUUACAGUUAUAUCAAGAAAAUAAACCAAUCUGUCAAGUUGAAAUUGAAAGAGAAAAAUAUACCCGAAGUUCCCAUGGCUAUAUUUGCCAAAGGAGCUCAUUACGCUCUAGAAGAACUAUCCGAUUGUGGUUACGAUGUGAUCAGUAUAGACUGGACGAUCGAUCCGACCGUAGCUAGAGAUCAGACUAAAUCCAAUAUCACUCUGCAAGGUAACCUGGAUCCUUGUGCUUUGUACGCGCCUCCCGAGGAGCUGAAAAAUAUCACCGAGACUAUGGUGAAGAAAUUCGGUAAAUCUAGAUACAUUGCGAAUUUAGGACAUGGAAUUUAUCCAGAUAUGAACCCCGAUCACGUUAAAGUGUUUAUCGAUACGGUGCAUUCGUUCUGACGAUGAUAAGACUGUGAAAACUAUACAUCGACGAGUUGAUCUUCUAUACGUAGAUCAUUUAUAAAUGAACAAAGCCGAAUGUGGAUUUUUUCUUCAUUUUUUUUAAAACGUUUGAAACGAUCCGAUACGAGUAUACUCGCCUACUUACAUCACAUCCUGAUGCUAUGGUAAUUAUAUCGUGGUAGCUGUUGAAAUGAACUAUUUAUGUUCGUGAACAUUUUGUGUUUUAAUUAGGAAAAAAAAACUUUCCCGGUGUUUUUUUUUAAAAAAAGUAUUUUGUUGUAAUGAUGAAUUUAAAUACAAUUGUUUGUGUUCAUUGUA
Molecule: messenger RNA, 1573 nt
Organism: Planococcus citri (citrus mealybug)
Lineage: Eukaryota; Metazoa; Arthropoda; Insecta; Hemiptera; Pseudococcidae
Gene: Urod
Product: uroporphyrinogen decarboxylase
Exons: 1
Coding region: 194-1252 (352 amino acids)
Biological process (GO): heme biosynthetic process
Cellular component (GO): cytosol
Molecular function (GO): uroporphyrinogen decarboxylase activity
Source: RefSeq, a predicted model, not a curated record